CUGAGGAGUGGAGAUCUUUGAGGUGGGAGAGAUGGCCUCUUCUCUUCUUCUGUUGGUGAACAAAAAACAACGAAGAAAAGACUUUCAAGCGUGAAACUCGAACUAAGUAAAGAAAUACUCCUGUGGGGCCACUUUCCAAUGGUGAUCGUUAACUCCUACCUGUAUGGCACGUCGAAUUCACACGCCGUUGAACGUUUUUGUAUGACUCACUAACAGUUCGCAGAGUCUUCAAUAUCGACGACCUCCAUCGCUGGUGCUUUGUUACCGUCGCUCUGUGAUUUUCUUUCUAAUUUGUGGAAUUGUGGUGAAGUUUCUUGGAAUAAAAACGAUUUUUCGAAGAAUUUUAACUAAAAGAGUUAUUCAAAAAUGAUUGAAAUAAAGAAAUUUAUCUGCGGUUUAAGCUUAAAACACGGAACGAUUAUAAUCGGAGUUGUUCAAAGUAUAGCUUCGUUUAUGUUUUUGGCUUUAAGUGCUGCUUAUGCUGAAAAUCCUCAUGAACUCGUCGAUAUGUCCGAUCCAUCUCUUAUUCCAGCACAAAAAGUCGUUUUGCGUGCAAUUUUAAUAUGUAUUGCGACUGGGAGCGCUCUUCAUUGUGCUUUUUCGAUUUUACUCAUUUUUGGAGCUGAAACGAAUCGACCAUAUUUGUUGCUUCCUUGGUUAAUCAUCAACCCAAUAACCGUACUUGCCUAUGUAAUUUGUGCUUUUGUAGCUGUUAUUUAUUACACAGGACCCAGUCAAAUUAUCUUCUUCAUUACCCAAGUGGUGAUCACAUUGUUGUUGGCAUUUACUCUGGGAUACAAAAUACUCGUUGUGCAGAACUUUUACAAGUUCCUGAAAAGCUUAAACUUUUAAAACUAUAAAGGUUUUCUUUCAAACUUUUAACCAGUUUAUGAUUUUAUUUUAUUAUCUUAUUACACACUCAUUUAGAUGUUUUUUUAGCUAUUAUGUACUUAAGAUUUUUAAUUAUAAUGGUAGUAUUUAAUUUAAAUAAAAUAAUUAUAAAAUCGCA
Onthophagus taurus is the source of this 1009-nucleotide messenger RNA. RefSeq lists its product as uncharacterized. The record is from RefSeq and is a predicted model, not a curated record. Lineage: Eukaryota; Metazoa; Arthropoda; Insecta; Coleoptera; Scarabaeidae.